AUGGAUCCUCUCCAGUAUCUCUUUGAGAAAUCCACGCUUAAUGGAAGAAUAUCAAGAUGGACAGUCAACUUAGCUCAAUUUGACCUAGGGUUCAUGCCUCAAAAGUCCAUCAAAGGAUCCGCCAUCUCUGAUUUCUUGGCAGACUUUCCAAUUGAAGACUCAACACCAGUGCAAGAAAAUGAUUUUCCUGAUGAAGAGUUAAUGGUCACUGAGGAUGACACUUGGACAUUAUACUUUGAUGGUGCAUCUAACCAAAAAAGAUGUGGCGUAGGAGUCCUAUUAGUGUCACCCAAGGAAGAGCAUGUUCCAAUUUCCAUAAAGCUCGACUUCGACGUUAUCAACAAUGCUGCGGAAUAUGAAGCAUGUGUGGUAGGCCUCGAAACACCGUUAGCGUUAGGAGUUAAAGAACUUCACAUAUUUGGAGAUUCAUCCCUUAUCAUCAACCAAAUUUUUAAAAGGUGGAAGGUGAGGAGUGAAAGUCUCGCUCCAUAUCAAACUUACUUGGAAACCCUUACUGAUCAACUCGAAAAGGUAGAGUAUACAUUCCUACCUAGAGAGGAAAACCAAUUUGCUAAUGCCUUGGAAAGACUAGCCUCGAUGGUUAGAAUUCCUAAGGAAAUUGAGGAAAUGCCUCUAAAUAUAGAGAAAAGACAUAAGCCUGCUUAUGUUCAAGCCAUCGAGGAUGAAGAAGAAAUACAAGAGGAUAAAGAAGAACCAUGGUACACAAACAUCCUCAACUAUGUCACUAAAGGGGAAUAUCCACCUAAUGCUGACAAAAGAGCGAAACGUGCCUUAAGACUCUUAGACUCAUAUUUCGUUCUCAUAAAAGGUGAACUUCAUAAAAGGGCACCUAAAGGAAGAGCUCUCCAAUGCGUAGGCAAAAAGGAAGCUCCAAAGGCAAUGAGAUUAUCCACAAAGGAGCAUGUGGAACACACAUGA
Chenopodium quinoa (quinoa) is the source of this 939-nucleotide messenger RNA. RefSeq lists its product as uncharacterized. Gene Ontology annotation, molecular function: nucleic acid binding; RNA-DNA hybrid ribonuclease activity. Bases 1 to 939 code for a protein of 312 amino acids. The record is from RefSeq and is a predicted model, not a curated record. The transcript has a single exon. NCBI's taxonomy places the organism in Eukaryota, Viridiplantae, Streptophyta, Magnoliopsida, Caryophyllales, Amaranthaceae.